GUGGCGCUCUGGCCCAAUCUGGCAACGCUGUCCACAUCCCCCACCAGAAGAGUCUAGUUCAAGUUGCAGGAUUGUUUCCGAUCCCAUUAUUCUUUUGAUUUUGGGUAUUGACACAAUGUUAUAGUUGAUGUUAUUCUCUGAAAGCGAUUGACCCGGAAACAAUGUCCGCUUGGUCCAUCACACCGUUAACGUUUCCACAAUUUGAUGUGGGACCAAGGAAAAUUCGCUUUAUUUACUUUGCAAAUCCAACAUCUUUCCGGCUCACACGUUGUCCGAAGAAGAGUGCAUUGGUUCCUCUCUACUUGGGUGCAGAUAUCUUCUCAAACACAGAUAUCCGCGUGGAGAAUCACCCCAGAUACCACGCCAAGUUUGCAAAGAAAGGUUAUGCCACAAAACUGAUCUUUUCACCAGCAUUCAGGUUUGAUGGACUGAGAGUCCCGACCACCACCAACAGCCUCUGGUUCUACAGCAUUCAAGGCCUUUUUCGAGUAGCUUUUGAAUUAUAUAGUAAGCAAGAACAGCUCACUGUGAUGGAUAAGUUACAGGAUGUCUGGAAAUCCCAGAUAAAUGACAGUCCUUUGGAAUUGAAUUACAACAUCAGUAUCCGGCUUGACUCUGAAGUGGGCGAUAGCAUCCCUGAAAUGGAUGAAGAACCCAAUGAGGAAUCUUUAAAUCCCCACCAGAGUCGGGUGGUUGAAGAAUCGGCGGAUGCCAGUCAAACGGACCCAGGUUCCUCUGGCGAUACCUCAGCAGAUCAUAAUUACUGUUCCUUAGAGGAGCAGAGCUUCGAGACGCAGCUAAAAUCCAUCCAGACCACGUUGUCCUCCCUCAAAUUGAGACUACAGAGCUUGGAGAAAAAACGAUGUUCUGAAGACAAUGCCGACUGCACUCAGAAGUUCAAGACUGCUUUGUUACUCCUGGACAGCAUUGACGGGUGUUUAGAUGGGAACCUGGAGGAAAAACAUCUAACACAGGCUGUGCUAACCCUGCUAGGAACAGUGUGUGGGGGUUCUGUGUAUUCCAGCCAUUUACUUAACUCUGUAGCGCGCUGGCUCGGCCAGCGGUUUCACGGUGCCAACAGCUGCAUCAGCCAAAAGGUGGAGAGCUUUAAAGUGGAGCAUAUUGAGCGCAUCACCGACCUGCCGCCUGCAGAUCAACUGGCCACAGAGCUCUUCCCAGAGGCCAUGCAGACGCUGAUGCUCCACUGGAUGGGUCUGAGCGACGAGGCCCACCAGGCGAAGAGGCACAGCGAGUAUCCCAUCCUGCUCCUCAUCCUUGAGUUCGCAAACCACAACCUCAUAACCGGUGCAGCGCACGUGCUUUACUCCAGCCUUAUAUGUAGAUGAGGGACUGAACUGUUGGAACAGGAAGUAAUGCUGGGUUUAUUAAAAGGUUCAUGACUGUAUAAAGUUA
Gadus morhua (Atlantic cod) is the source of this 1413-nucleotide messenger RNA. RefSeq lists its product as uncharacterized. The coding region runs from base 162 to 1346 and encodes 394 amino acids. NCBI's taxonomy places the organism in Eukaryota, Metazoa, Chordata, Actinopteri, Gadiformes, Gadidae. The record is from RefSeq and is a predicted model, not a curated record. The transcript is spliced from 4 exons.